Drosophila subpulchrella is the source of this 1202-nucleotide messenger RNA. RefSeq lists its product as uncharacterized. NCBI's taxonomy places the organism in Eukaryota, Metazoa, Arthropoda, Insecta, Diptera, Drosophilidae. The transcript has 3 exons. The coding region runs from base 694 to 1161 and encodes 155 amino acids. The record is from RefSeq and is a predicted model, not a curated record. Gene Ontology annotation, molecular function: chitin binding. Gene Ontology annotation, cellular component: extracellular region.
GCAUUCGUGGCAGCACUUGCAAUUGCAUUUUUGCCCAUAUUUGGGAUUUGCAUUGCCACAUUAACCCUUGUGCGCCCUGUGUCCUUCUGUCCGUGUGUGUGGGCUCGGUUAAAUUUGCAGCAAGGAGAGAACAUAAAUUGAAGGGCAGCCGAACAACAUUUGCAGACGAUCAAUAUUAUUGCGCCUGCGGUGGGGCAAUCAACGAAAUGGAGAGUCCCUCAUGAGGCGAGUGGAAGUGGUGGCUUGCUAUCGAUGUUGGCUUCUUCUGCCGGCAGGGAAUUCAAUUAAAAGUUUCCCAAACGUGAGCACCAGGUGACACUGAGAGCUGAAAAACAUUGGCACCCCCAAAUCAGAGUUACUUCGGUUGGUUCGAUUCCAGGAACUGCUCAUCAAGCACUUGAGACGUGAUAUCUGUUGAAAGUCAGAGCAGCAAAUUAAGCCAAGAAUUCGCCAUUAUCUGCAUAAGAACAAAAACAUCCGAUAAGCAAUGUGGGCAAGACCAGAAGCCAGUACUACGUUCAUCAUCGGAGGUGUCAACAAGCCAGUGGCAUUGGCAAUGAUAUGGUAGUGCUUUCGAGAGUCCCGAUAAGUUGCCCGAUCGGAUAGAAUGUUAUAAAAGCCCGGGCGCCGGUCUUCUGGUCUUCAGUCUGUCUUUAAAUUUUGAACCGAAAAGAAGCUACCAAAGGAUACAACAUGCUGAAAGCCCUUGUGAUUUUCUUUGGCCUCCUGGCUCUGUGCAACGCCGCUUCCCUGGGAGCCAGAGACACCAGCAAUGCCACCGAGGUUUGCCAAUCGGAGGACGAGCUGUGGGGCGGCGAGGACAUUCGCAAGUUCUACUUCUGCCUGGACGGAGCUGUGAUCACCGAUGAGUGCGACUCGGGCUCCUACUUCGUGAACAACGCCACCAUCUGCGGCUGCCUGCCCUCCAGCCUGAUGAAUCCCUCCUGCGUGAACCUGGACACCAAGGUGCCCGACUGCACCGCGUCCAGCAAGUUGCAGCCCCAGGCCUGCGAUGACGUGGCCAGCUUCUACCUCUGCACCAGCGAGGGAGCCAAGGAGGUGCCCUGUCCCGAUGGCAAGGCCUUCGUCAACCAGGACGGCUACCUCGGAUGCUUCGACUGGUCCGAGUGGCGCUCGUUGCGCAACUGCGUCGACGGCUGAUGAUGUCCAUAUGUCCGGCAUUUUAAUUAUAGUUCUUCAUC